AUGUCUGACGACACAGACAUAUUAGACCUACGGUCGGGGUUGAAUUCCUUGUACAUGAUAUAUUGUACUUCGCUAUUACCCUUGGUGAUCAUCGGUAUAGCCUUUUUCUAUUCCGGUUUGACACAGAGACGGUCUUCACUCACAAUGUUUGCUAUUCCUUUUUUGAUUAGUCCCCUUAUUUUCAUCGACUGGUUCAUAUGGGGCUAUUCGCUUUGCUAUGCUAAAGCUUCAAACAAAUUUAUUGGAAGUAUGGAGUUUGUCGUAUUAAGACAUCUCAAAGACUCGCUUCUUACCGUCUAUGCCAAUACUAGAGGCGAAAUAUUUGCUUUGAAUCAUUUCCUCUUUAAUGGUCUCUUCAAAGUCAUCUGUGCUGCUUUGACGUUCCCUGGCUGUAUAGCCGAAAGAGGAAGAAUGCUUCCCAUGCUUGUAUUCUUGUUUUUCUGGUCUUGUAUGAUCUACAACCCAGUAACAUAUUGGUUCUGGAAUCCGAACGGAUGGCUUUCCGUAGACUUGAACAAGCUUCCGGUGUUGGAUUUUGCUGGUGGGAACUGUAUUCACAUUGUUUCUGGCUUCACGAGUUUGGCAUACUCCUACAUCUUGGGUCCCCGUAAUCCCAAAAUCUUGUACAACUACCGCAACAUAAAUACGGGCCAUAUAAUAUUUGGGACGUUCUUGGUGAUGUGCGGAUGGGUAGGCUUUGUGGGCGGAUGUGACUUCAAAUUCUCGCCCUAUUCACUUUUUAUAUUUGUAAACACCAUCCUUUGUGCUUGUGUUGGAGGAAUCGUCUGGAUGCUGAUUGAUUACUACUAUUCUUCCAUACCUCUUGAAGGAACUCAAGACUCGGACAACCAAGAUGAGCAGCAGCAAAAUAGACAUGUGGAUUCUUCUGCUAGACUUAGUCCCUUAACUUCACAUCUUAGCAACGUAGCACCUGUGAUUUCCGAGACUGGAGUGUUACUCAAUCAGCAUUUACGAGAGACAAAGUCGAAUUUUGUUGAAAGAAGAAAGUUUUCUAUGAUUUCGUUCUCUUCUGGGAUCAUGACUGGGCUCGUUGUGAUUACUCCAGGUGGUGGAUAUGUUUCCUCUCCCAAUGAGUUUUGGAAGAGUAUAGUUUACGGAGUUGUAGGUGCAAUCUGUUGCAAUCUUUCCACAAGAUUGAAGUACUUUUUCCAUAUCGACGAUGCACUAGACAUCUUUGCUAUCCAUGGGGUGGCCGGGUUUGUAGGCUCGAUAUUGACUGGUAUCUUUGCCAACAAGCAGUUCAAUUCUGAUGGAGGGUGGGUUGUGGGACACUGGAAACAAGUGGGAUACCAGUUGUUGGGAAGUGUAGUUACUGCAUCGUAUGUGUUCAUCAUGACUUACUUUUUCUUGUACAUAAUUGAUCUUGUUCCUGGAUUACACUUGAGGAUUGACAAGACGUUUAACAGAAGAAUGAAGGAAGAAAAGAUGAAGGCUAAAGCAGAAGGAAAAGACGAAGAAUCCAAGAUGUCUACCGCGGAUCAUCCACAUGCUGACGACAUGAGUUUCUUAGAAGCUGCUGAGUUGAUGGGUACCGAUUGUUACGAGUUCAACGGUGAGUACAUGAUGGAUUUCGUAGAGUUCAUUAAGGUUUUGCGACCUCAGGACUACGAGGAGGAUCAACUCGAAGAGUUGUAUCCGAACACAGAUACCCAGUUCGAGAAUAUCCACGGCUUAGGCUCGGAUUACGAAAUGCAACAUGAAGGUGGAACCCAUCUCACUAAGAGAGAGUGA
Molecule: messenger RNA, 1752 nt
Organism: Scheffersomyces stipitis CBS 6054
Lineage: Eukaryota; Fungi; Ascomycota; Pichiomycetes; Serinales; Debaryomycetaceae
Gene: MEP3
Exons: 1
Coding region: 1-1752 (583 amino acids)
Biological process (GO): ammonium transmembrane transport
Cellular component (GO): plasma membrane
Molecular function (GO): ammonium channel activity
Source: RefSeq, a predicted model, not a curated record